AUGACAGCAAGUGCCAGAGAAGCGGGCAGGAUAUUCCAGAUCGGGGGAAGGGCUAAGAUUGAAGAGAUUGUCGAAAGUGGCUCACAUGAGGAGGCUGCAAAGCUGUUACGCUCAGACCGUAAUCCACUUCAACGACUGAAACGUCUACUCGAGGUUUUACAACUGCAGGACGUACCGAGAUACGGGGAUCUUAUGGAUGAAACCUCGGAAGUGGUGCAAGCUGUUCAAUACUACAACCUACGCAUACACACAACAUACAAGGCAGCUGGAGAGCUAGCGCCUAAUCCUGCACUUGUGCCUUUCCCUCAACAGGCCUUACAUCUGCUCACCCCAGCAAUCCACCAUACGCUAGUUUGCCUGUCACUCAAUCAUUUUAUCCAUACCUCACCGUUGGGAACCGACCGCGCAGUGCUAGCCCCUAAUCGGUGGAAGGUAUAUCACCACCGUGGAGCAGCUUUGCGGGCAUUAAGCCAACACAUUGGCCAAGACAAGACAAGAUGUUCAGAUAUGACAAUCACUACCAUUCUCAUGUUCAUGUGCUUGGAGCUCCAGAAUCCUAGCUUUGCCGACUGGCGCUCGCAUGUGAAUGGCAUGAAGCGAAUAGUCGACCUAAGAGGUGGGCCGAAGAAGCUCAUGAAGGAAGCGCCGCACUUGGUACCGUCGUUGGUACUUUACCUGCUUAUUGUGUCCGUGGCCAACACGUGCAGUCCGUCGUGGGACCAAGUUGAGAUCAACAGCACUGCAGAUGAUGUGAUCGAGGACAUCACCAGUAUCUACAGUCUCAUCUUUCCGUACACGCUUUGUCCACCCGAGCUGUUCACCGAGAUGCUGCAUAUAAACCGACUGCGGGCCAAGGCAUCUGCGGCAGUCUUGCAGUGCGAUUUCGAUGUAGACCACACAUUGAAGGCCUAUGAUCUGCUUGCUCGCAUCGAGGCCUUCUCGGUUGAAGAUUGGGCACAACCCGGCACCUUUUACAAUGAAUGGUUGAUUGUUGGCACAGUGUACAAGUCGGCCCUCACACUGUACGCCAUCUUAUCCUUGGGCUCGCUCACUGUCCUCCCAGCAGAUGCUUCACUGCUUGACAUUCAAACAGGUCACGGCGAUGUCCUACUCAGCAACCUGCGCACAGCACUCAAGGAUCCGCGUGUAGCUAGAUUCAUGGCAUGGCCGCUGGUGGUGGCGGGUGUAGAAGCUAUAUACCGUGGAGAGGCGACAAGGGACUGGAUCGGAGCAAGUUUGGAGGAGUUGAGCAGGACGCUAGGCACGAGUGGUCCGAUCAAGGCGUGUUCGGUAUUGAGGAGGUAUUGGAAGGGCGGGGUUUCAGGGUGGGAUGAGUGUUUCGAUCGGCCGUAUGUGUUUGUCAUGUAG
This is a messenger RNA of Alternaria burnsii, 1368 nucleotides long. RefSeq lists its product as uncharacterized. NCBI's taxonomy places the organism in Eukaryota, Fungi, Ascomycota, Dothideomycetes, Pleosporales, Pleosporaceae. The transcript is spliced from 4 exons. Bases 1 to 1368 code for a protein of 455 amino acids. The record is from RefSeq and is a predicted model, not a curated record.